Eupeodes corollae is the source of this 1866-nucleotide messenger RNA. RefSeq lists its product as uncharacterized. NCBI's taxonomy places the organism in Eukaryota, Metazoa, Arthropoda, Insecta, Diptera, Syrphidae. The record is from RefSeq and is a predicted model, not a curated record. The coding region runs from base 629 to 1804 and encodes 391 amino acids. The transcript is spliced from 6 exons.
GAUUAAUUAUCAGCUUAUGAAAUAUCUUGAGGAACGAAAGCUUCUUAAUGACCGGCAAUACGGAUUUCGUAGCAAUAAGUCCACUGGUGAUCUCAUGGUUCAUCUCACCGAACAGUGGAACAAAUAUUUACAUCAUUUUGGAGAAAAUAAGAUUAUUGCACUUGAUAUUUCAAAGGCAUUUGAUAAAGUCUGUCAUCCUGCUCUUUAAUCGAAUUUGCGUCAUUUUGGUAUUAACGAACCUCUUCUUUGUUGGAUUAGAAAUUUUCUUUCGAACCGUUCAAUAGAAGUUGUAUUGGACGGAUUCAAGUCUGAAACCCAUAAUAUAAAUGCUGGUAUGCCCAAAGCACCGUUUUGCCUCCGACCCUUUUCCUCAUUUUUAUAAAUGAUCUCCUGUGUGCUACUUCUAAUCCAAUAUACGUAAAAAAUUUUCUAAAAAUUGGUUCAGCAUUUUCAUAAUUUUAUAUUUAUGGAUUAUUUUCAGUCUGGCCGAACUCGACGCCAAUAAAAUCAUUUUAUAUAAUUUGAAUUGUUUACACUGUCUUAAAAUGAAAAAUAAAAUGUACAUACAUACGUAUACAAAAAAUAACUUAUUUGUUUUAAUUUCUUUAAAUCAAACAUCACUCAUAAAAUGUGGAAUCAAAAGAAUAAAAGACGGAAUCGAUUUUUACAAAUGCAGCUGCCUAGUUAUAACGUAGAUAUAUUAAAUGAAGUAACCCAAAUUGAGUUUAUGAACAUAUUUGAUGUAAGCAAAUUUGAUGAUUGUUACAAAAAUAUCCAACCAGUGAAAUCAAAAAUACGAAAAGAUGGUAUAUCAAAUUUGUCUUUUGGGUCUUGGGGAUUACACAAAAUUAUCAAAGAGAUUUCGAGCGAUGAGUCUCAUAUUCAAAUGUCUGCUAUGAACACGCUUUCCCAAUUGUUGCUAGAUAAUUUAGAGUUAAAUAGAUCCAUUUACCAAUUUGAUAUUGUGUUAAGGCUUCAAAAUCUUUUACUGAGGCGACGAAUUCAAAAAAAAAAGUGCCAGAGACUUGUUCCUGUUAUUCUUCGAUGCUUUGUCAUUUUAAGCGGCUCCUUGCAAGCCUCACUUCAAAUGGCAAAAAGACGCAAUCUUAUAAAUGAGCUUUUUAAAAUGGUCACAACUGAGGACAAUAACCUAAUGGCUUCUUGUAUUUUGGCAAAUCUGGUGCAGCAUCCUCAAAUUGUCGAUUACUUCAUUCACGAGACGAGUUUGUAUACUGACUUAUGCGAAUAUCUUAAAAAGAACUUCAUAACUUUGGCGGAUUUUAACUUAUGCAACCACUUCCUUGAAAUUUAUCCACAACUGGCUAUUGAUCGAGGAUUCUUUGAGUUUAUAAUUCAUGAGAUUCCGUACAGACAUACAAAUCAAGACAUUCUCAUCAAAUCUCUGGCUUUCCUUUUAAACUGCAGCGAGGGACAGGAUAAAUUUGAAAAGUCCAAUGGAAUUUAUAUACUACAUGAACUCUUAUUGGACGACCAGUUAGAAACGCAUGAAACUGUAGCACAUGCCUUACAAAAUGCCACAGCUGGAAGUAAGAUCAUACUCUGGAAAUGCAGAGAACUGUGGAAUUUGCCAAACGCACUCAUACAACGAGCCCAUGUCAAAAAUAAUGAUUUUCAACAACUUUAUUGCUUACAGACUCUUCGACAAAUAAGUCCAUUGGUUAAAAAAUACAUUCGAAGUGCUUGUUUUCCACAGAUACAAAGUAUUCAAAGCAACAAUGAAAAUGUAAUAAGAGUAAAAGGAGAACUUUUGAAGUGGUUAAAAAGCGAUGAAAUUAAUAAUUGACUUAUUGAGAUUUCAGUUUUGGUUUAAAUAUAGAAUUUGAAUUGGAAUUUUGUUAUUUAUUU